AUUUUGCAAGAAAUUCCAAGUGUUUGAGUGCCAAUAUUGAUAUCACCUGUGGAAGGUUGUGAUUAUUCAAAGUCAACAGAUUGCUUGUGAUUAUUCAAGAGUGAACAAUGACAAGUAAUACAGCAAGGAACUCUGGUCCUUACAGCAAGGCCUUGAAAUGCAAAAUAUUGGCCAUGGGAAACCCAGUGUCAUAUACUGGGAAAGAUGGGCAAGACAAAAAGUGUCUAAAUCUCGCCAUGAGUGAUGGCACUUCAGUUAUGAAACUGACCUGUUAUGAUCAAACAAAGUUUAAGUAUUUCAAGGUUGGACAUACUGUUGUACUUAGAGAGGUUAUAAAGAGAGUAGAAGAAGGAAUUGAUUAUAUAGUUGUGACGAAGAAUUCUAAAGUUUUCAUAUCCGGCCCACUGGAAAUCCCUGCCAGCCAUACAAGUAUUGGAGAAAAAUUAAUAAACCCCCCACCUGCUGAGGAAACGAAUGUGAAAGAGGCCCUUGCUUCCCCAGCAAAGAAGAAGGUGUCUGUGUCGGGAAGAAUAAUUCAGGAGGAGGAGAUCAGAAUGGUAAAAGUUAGAGGAGAAGAAGUGCCCAUAAAAUCAAUCAUGAUUGAAGACGAAACUGAAAAGGCAAAAAUAACAUUAUGGAGGGAACUGGCUGCUGUGGAAACCAGACCAGGGAAUUACGUACAAGUGACAGAUGUCAUUGUUAAUGUCUAUAACAAUCAAACAUCCUUGCAAACAACAUCAAGAUCCACUGUCACAGAAAAAACAAUUCCAGAAGUGAACAAAACAGUAAUGGUUGAAGGAAUUUGCGUUGACGAUAAUCUGGCCGAACUUUUCCUCGAGGACGAAACCUCUUUAUUUAUUAACAUUGACGUAUUAUUAAUGGCUUUGAAUCUAGAAACAACAGAUAAUGUCAUGGAAAACGGAUCAUUCCAGCUACAAGUAGUGUGUGUUGGUUCAAACAUAAUAAGUGCUCAAAGCAAUUCUGACAGUCAAGGCUAGAACAGUUUGCCAGCAUUUGACAGAGAAGGACACCAAUUUGACAUAAAUUGCAAUUUUUGCUUACCAUGUAAAACUCGGGGCAAGCUGUAUGAAUCCUAUUUGGUCAUAGGAGAAUUGCUUUUCUUUAGAGAGAAAUUCAACAGAAUGUUUAUUAAACUAUGUGCUUAGAGCUAAGACAUUUGGCAUGGAACAGUGUCUACAAUCUUUCUAAUAAUUGAAAGUUAUCACAAAAUAAUGUCCAUGUGUAUGGUGCUGUCCAAGGGUUCACCUGCUUUGUACAUAUUUAUAUGAAAAGAUUAAGAAUUUUUUAUUUUAAACCACAGUGUUUUCAAUAUUAGGCAGUGCCCUACACUUUGAAACUGCUCAGUACAAAAGUGCCAUAUCACUUUUCAGCUCACCUGCCACAAAGUGCAUGGUGAGCUAUUGUAAUUGCUUCUUGUCUGUGGUCUGUCCAUCCGUAAACUUUUACAAUAAAAUGACAUCUCCUCAUAAACCACAAACCCAAUUUCAUCCAAACUUAACAGGAAUGUUACCUUGGUAGUCAACUUUAAAAAUUGUUCAAGGAAUUUAAUUUCAUGCAAAAAAGAAAAACUUAAAAAAUCUUGUAAUAGGGAACCAAAAGAACAACUAGACAUAAAACAUCAACUAUUCUGUGUCUACCAAGUUUGUAUAAAAAAAAAGCCCUUGGGUCAAAAUUGGCCCUGCCCCAGGGGGUCAUUGAUUUUUCUUAUUCGUAUAUUGUAAAAACAUUAAAAAAAACAGAGUUAGAGCUAAAAUAUAUAGCAUAAUUGGUGUCUUAAAAGUUUGUUCAAAUGAGGCUUUGUGUUAAAAUUGGUCCCGCCCAAUGGUCAAUAUUUUCCCCUUUAUGUAUAUAGUACAAAAUUAAAAACACUUCUUUAAAAAAAAAAUCAAAGAGCUAAGGUUUAGAUACUAAGCAUGAAAAAUCUUCUAGUGGGAGUCUACCAAGUUUGAGCAAAUAAAAGCCCUUCGGUCAAAGUUUGAACCACUCGGAGGGGUCAUUGUUUUCCCCAUAUGUGUAUAGUAAAAACUUAAAAAAUAAUCUUAUAUAAAACCCAAAGAGAUGGAGCUUAGACAAUUAACGGAAACAUCUUUUAAUGUGUGUCUACCAAAUUUUUUCAAAUAUUGAAAAGCCCUUGGGUUAAAAUUGUCUUUGCCAGUGGUUCUGUAUACAGGUGGCCAUUUCAGAGCCAUCAUGACCCUCUUGUAUAUUUAUAUUAAUGUGAACUGCAUACUUUUCAUUUGUUUGUCAUGUUUUUGGUGCCUGCUGUAAUAAUUUUCAAUCAAAAUGUACAGUUGAUGAUUUUUGUUUCUUUCAUUUAUAUAUCUUGAUAUUAAGUACUUAUGUAUUAAGUGCUAUAGUCAUUGUUACCAUCUUUUGGUAUUUUCCCUGUCCAGAAAAGGAUGCAUUAUCCUGAAAGACGUUUUGGGAAAUUUUCAUACAGACAUAUAGGCAAAAUUAAAUCUGUUCCAUAUAAUUUUGUUGUAAAAUAUGAUACGUAAAAUGGAACAAACAAACAUCUGAAUUUUCUAAUUAUUUGAGGUCAUUUAAAGAACAGAUCACUUAUACAUACGUAAAUGAAUUCUUGUUCUUACCUUUGGAUAAUGUUUUUCUUUUCAUUGUUUAAUACAAUACAUAAUUUCAUGCAAUUCCUCAUAUGGUUUCUGUAAUUUUUUCAAUACUUAAAAAUUCAUAAAAAAUAGGCCAAUUUUUAAGAAAAAAUGCACAGGUUAGGGAAAGAUUAGGGAAAAAAAAUAAACACUCUAAAUUUAUUCAUGAAAUUUUGCAUAUUGACUUAAACGAAGGUAAGCUUCAUGAAAAUAAGGAAAAAAAUUUUCCCUUCAUUGUAAAUUACCUGCCCUUGAAUUUAAUGAAAAAGUCUUAUUCCAGUGCAGAUAACUCGAAAAUAAGUACAGCAAUUCCAAAUUUUUUCUGUUUAAAAUGUUUCUGCUAUGAUAUUCCAAUAACAUGCCAAGUUUACAGAAAUUCUAAAGAACAGCUUUAAUUUUGCCUAUAUGUCUAUAUGAACACUCUUGAAAACAUUUUUAAGCUAGGCCAAGAAAACAUACUUCAUACAGACAUGUAAUUUUAUUUCUUUAACUUUAUUUUUGUAAUAAAUAUCAUGUUCUAUUAUUAUUGUUGAAAUCUAUUGCAUAAUACCUUCAAAGUACCAUGUUCACAAUACUUUUAAUUUAAUGCUUAAAUAUAUUUUGGCUCUUAAUAUAUACAUAACAAACUUGUACAUUCCUUUAUUAAAAAUGGUCUUUCUGAUAUAACCAGGCUCAAGAUAAUGUUUAUUUAUAUCCUGUUAUCAAUGCACAAAAUGUAAACAAUUGAAAAAUAUUUUGCUUGUGUUUAUUACUUAUCUAUUGAAAUUUGCCAAAUAUAUAAGAAAAUUUGUGAGAACUUUACAUGCUGGUAACAUUUCACUGCAUUUCUUUGACAGAGAAAUAUUGGAUUUCUGAAAGUUAUUGUAGCUUACAUUUACAAAGAAACAUUAAAAAAAAAAUAUUUAUAUGCAUAAUAACUGUUAGUUACAUUUGUUAGCCUUGACUGUUACUUAUGGUCAAUAGUGUUACAUGUAUAUAUAUAUGUUUGUUUUACAUUUGCUUGUAUUUCUAUCAUUUCAAAUCAUUGUAUUGAUCAUUAUAUAGUUUGUUAGUUUCUCAGUAGCAUUGUUUUUAGAUUUAAUUGCAAUUUUGUCACAACUAUCAUUUAAAAUCCGUAUUGAUUUGCUCCUUUGACAAACAGAUCACUUGUUUAUGUUUCUGUGUAUCAAUUUAUGUCUACAGGUGGAAGGGUCCAUUUAUAAUGAGUUUCUGAGCCAAAACUGGCAUCAUUGUAUUCUUACUAUCAAGAAUUGUUAAAUCAGUUCAUUCCUGUAAAAUGAAAAAAAAUACAUGUAAUGUUUUGCUUACCUUCUCUAGAAAAUAUAAAGUUGAAACGGUCAGCAAGUUAUAACAGACAUUUUCCUUAAAUAUAAAGUUUUAAACAGUCCGCACUUCAUAACAGACAGUUUUCUUUAAGUUAAAAGGAUAUCAAAAAGUUACUGUGAAAUCAUUUGUCUCAGCUUGCCCCACAUGUAUUAUCUAUGAAAUAAAUUUGAUUGUCUCCACCUGACCUGGCCUAAUUAAUUUUUUUGUGUUGGCAUUGUUUUGAAUACAAAGUGUUGAGUUCAAACUUUGCAGUACCUACAUUCUUCACAUUUCAAACCAAUAAUAAUUUUUUUUGCAAACCACACCUUAAACCCCUCCCUAAUGUAAUGCAUUAUUGAAAUUAGACAAGUUAGACAAUACUAUAGUACAUUUUAUAGUUAAUACACAUUAACCAAAGUUAAACUUCACAAAAGUUUGAAAAAAACUGCAAUGCAAUAGGACAAAAAAUAAUAUCUAUCCUUAUCAAGAGGCAUAAAUAAUAUACACUGGUAGCUUUGUUUUCCAAAAUAUUGCUAAUGAUUUUAAAGCUGUGUUUUCUUAAAUAUGGUUAUUAUUGAAUCAUUGUCCACAUCAGUAUUCCCAAUA
This is a messenger RNA of Ruditapes philippinarum (Manila clam), 4538 nucleotides long. RefSeq lists its product as uncharacterized. NCBI's taxonomy places the organism in Eukaryota, Metazoa, Mollusca, Bivalvia, Venerida, Veneridae. The record is from RefSeq and is a predicted model, not a curated record.